This is a messenger RNA of Marchantia polymorpha subsp. ruderalis, 2534 nucleotides long. Lineage: Eukaryota; Viridiplantae; Streptophyta; Marchantiopsida; Marchantiales; Marchantiaceae. The record is from the annotation of a GenBank genome assembly.
GAGCUUUAGAGCUGCGGACUCGUCGAGAGCCAGAAGAAGAUCGGUGCGCUGGAUGGAUGCAUGGGCGUCGGGGCGGAAUGUGUCAGAGUCAGCGGACUCGACUCGAUUCGGUCGGCGAUUCACAAAUUUGGCUUUUCAGCCGUAGCAUUGCAGCAAUUUUGUCAUGCGAUGCGAAUCGACGCGAAGGCGGGAGAAAAGCAUUCGGCUUGUUGAAGAUGCGAACUGGGGGCGAUUCCUGUGAGCGCCGUCGAUUGUCAGACAGGUCCUCGACGGAAUAUUUGCUCCGUCGUCUGGCAUGAAUGCUCAGGGAGAUGGUCACUAAUCACUGGAAAGGAAACAAGUUCUGCCCAUAGUUUGCUCGUGGAAAUAGAGGCUCUGAAGUCACUUAUUCACCCACCAGCUGCAGGUGGCCCGACUCUGAAGAGCAUCGAAUCAUCUGAAAAGGAGAUUUAUUACAGAACCUCCCGACUGCGGCUAUACCAACAUCAGCUAAUUCUUGUAGAAUUGGAAUCCAAUCCGUCUCGCUUCUACACCUCCUGCGGGUGAAGAAGGCAAGAUGACAUUGAAGGAGAGGCUUUUGGAAGUAUCAGGGGCGAUGGCCAAUAGUGACAACGGGCGUCCCCGCCGAGGGCAUCGUAAUAUUGAGGAUGGGCAUGGCUCGGACGCUCAUAAACGCACAGGUCACAAGAAGGCAACUCGUCGGGCCGCAAGUCUGACCGAGGAAGAAAUCGUGCGCCGGUUACAUGGGCGAAGUCAAGGCAGGGGGACCCCCACUCUCCGGCGUAGGUUUCUCAUUCGACUCGCCACUGCUCUGCAUAACUACGGAAGCUCUGCUUCUCGGACGGAGUAUCUGAUCGAGAAAGCAGCCAAUCGACUCGAAGUGGAUGUCAACAUUGCAGUGUUCCCGUCGCUAAUCCUCAUAGCCUUCCCGGGUGACGAUAACAACGAGUUCAUAAAAAAGGAGACGCACAUGCUCACAGUGGAUAGUGAGUUAGACGUGGAUAAGCUGGGACGAGCAGAUCAUCUUGCAAACCACGUGGGGAAGGAAACUCCUCUGCUGCUGGCCUACUGGAGACUGAAAGCCAUUGCGACAUCAGCACCCGAAUUUGGGCGAUGGUGGUGGCGUCUUUUGGGCUACGCGCUGUCAGCAGCUAUGUCUGCACAGCUAUUUUUUGACGGCAGCCUCUGGGAUGGUCUGUUGGCCCUGGCGCUGGGUCUCACCGUAGGCUUCAUGGACCUGAUUGCUGCAAGGUCUCCGCUGUUUGCUAGCGUUCUCGAGUUUGCUGCAGCAUUGGUCGUCUCGACUGCUGCUCGAUUGGCCAGUUACUACAUAACAGCAGUACCCUUAUGCUUCUUUUCAUUGGUGCUGGGAUCGCUGGUGCAGCUCCUCCCUGGAUUAUCUUUGACUCUUGGCGUGAGUGAAAUGGUAGCGAGAGCUCAUGUGACAGGCACAUCGAGAAUAAUGUACGCAUUCUUCUCAUCUCUGCAAUUGGGAUUUGGCAUCGCUGUGGGCGAAAACAUCGUGUUCUGGGCCCCGACUCCGCCGUCAUCAGGAUGUGAACCUACUGGACUAUCGUUUUGGUGGAGCAUAUUGUGGUUCGCUGGAUUCUCACUCGCGUCUAAUAUUCUGCUCAACGCACGCGUCGACCAGUGGCCGGGAAUGAUCGUAACUGCAGGAGUUGGCUAUAUCGUGUCGACGUUCGCUUCCCUUCGACUGGGAAGCAGCACAUCUUCUGUCAUCGCGUCAUUCGCUGUGGGGUUGACAGGCACUGCGUAUUCUCAUUUUCAAGGUGACCUGCCUUUGGUGAUGGUUCUAUCGGGAAUACUUCUGCUGGUUCCUGGAGGAAUAGGAGUGCGGGGAGUGGCUACGAUGCUGCAAGAUGACGUCUUGAGUGGCAUGGGCUUCGUCAUCGACAUGAUGGUAGUUGGGCUUUCCAUCACGAUAGGGCUUCUCUUGGCAAAAAUUGUGCUUCCCACUGGCCUUUACGGCAUAGGGAAGACGAAUGCCAACACUAAGAGCACUCUGGCGGCGCAGCUAGAGGAGGAUAAGGCCUCGGACAGCGAUUCUGAGCCUUCUGACGAGGAAUGUAUGGCUAUCUGACCUCAUUACAUUGCCGACACAAGUACGUCGACUGGACUGUCCCUGCAAACUCGGAAUGGUUGACGAAAAAGGAUGGCCACAAAUUUGGAAAACUACGUGUCCAUGGCCAUCGAUAUCCUUCGAAAUCGUAUCAUGUAUGGGCCCUGCUUGAGACGGGAAGAAAGUCUCGAGUAGCGUCAUACACCAAGACUAGGAAUUGCCCGAGAAGUGCAGAGUUCGAACACAGGACCAUCAGUACUUCAGCUACAUCAUUAGCAGCUUCAAAGAUCAUAAUAUGUGCUUUACGAACAGAACGAUGAGUUGUAAAUUCCAGCAAUGUAAAUUUUGACUAGCUUAGCCUGUAUUAAAAAUAUACUCUUACGUUAGUAUCAAGUUUAGAUGUAAUACUCAGUUCUCAUAUCUGAACUUACACUCAAGUAAAGAUGGUACCUGC